CCACAACCCCAGCCCUACGUCAGUUCAUAAAUAACUGCCUGUUAUUUAUGUGCAAGAUUAUACUAAUCACUGUAGUGAGAGAACGUCUCCCAGGAAAAGUUCAAUUCUAAGUCUGGUUUACAAUGUACAUAAUAUGUUCACUUUAAGGGAGCGAAUAAUUAAGGGCAAUGUAGGUUGUACCUGGAUAAAGGUAAAGAAGGUUAUUACGGCAGGAAAAAGUUUAUAUUAGUAGUCCUUAAUUCUAAAUCAGUGUAAUUUUUAGAUCCAGACACAUUUUUGGACCACUGCAAAGUUUGUCCAUUUGCCACAGCGUGUUGGGUGUUAGGAAUUACACGAAAAGCAACUGAAAUAGGUCGUUCCCUGUAGCAGCUCUCUAGGCUGACGGGGCCAUUCCCUCAGAUCCUUCCUACUGCCACACCUUUGCUACAGCAGUUCCUUUGACCUACCGGGCCCUCCGCCUGCUUUUCAAACUCCGCCUCUACUCAGUUCAGAUGCCAUGUUUUCCCCUCCGGACUCCAGGCGACUUAACGCUUCAGCCGUCUAAUUUCACUAUUGCCUCACGCCUCGACCUGUUCUAAAUCUCAAGCUACUGUUUGUAUGUCCGUUACCCAUAGUGGGCUUUGGAGUUGGAGUUGGAUGUGGAAAGAUCAGCAUCGGUUACGCAGAGACUGCUGGCUGCGCGUCGGAUCCACUGCUCCUGGCGAACCGGGGAAACUUCGGCUUUCGGCUUUUCCGGUGUGUGGUUGCGCCCACACCGUCACGUGACAAGGGGACGCGCAGCGGCGGCGCCCGCAACCCGGCCGGGCGGCGCGCGACAGUAUUAGGCUAAUGAGCAAGGUGGUGAGAUCAUCGAGUGAGUCAGAGGUGCAGUUCUGGAGAACAGAAGAGGAUGACAUGACAGAAGGUGAUCUAGGAUAUGGCCUCGGAAGAAGACCUGGUGGAAUUUACGAAGUGGAAGUUUCACAUUUACUUACAUCUAGAAAAAGAUCAGAUGGAAAGAACUUUAGCCCUCCCCCAUUUCUAAGAAAGGGGAAAGAGAGAAGUGGAGCCAUUUUUCAGUAUUUCAAGCAAAAGAACUUGCAAGACACCUGCCUUCAAGGGUCCAGGAUUUCCAAUUAUAGACAACAAAGCAGCACUGGUUUUAAUUCAGAAUUGUCAAAUGAAGAUUUAAGGCAACGUCUUCAUGAAACUUUAGGGGAAGUAGAAAUUUUAAAAACUGAACUUGAGGCAUCUCAAAGACAACUUGAAGGUAAAGAGGAAGCAUUGAAAAUUCUUCAAAGCAUGGCAGUAUUUGGCAAAGCCACAAGUCAUACCCAGGCAAUGCUUCAAAAAACAAUGGAGCAAAAGAAAUCCUUGGAGAAGGAAAUAAAUGCCUUGCAGUGGGAAAUAGAAUUUGAUCAGAAUAGAUUUAAAAAUAUAGAGGAAUCUUGGAUCCAAAAAUAUGAAAGACUAAACUGUGAAAAUGCAGUUCUCAAAGAGAAUCUGAAACUGAAAACAGAAGAAAUUAAAAUGCUAAAGUCUGAACAAGCAAUUUUGAAUAAACAAUACUUGGAGGCCCUCGCCAUACUUGAUAUCAAACAGCAGAAGAUGGCUCAGGAAAACAUGUGCCGGGAUAAAAAUGACUUUACAGAGGUGUCAGGUCUUGAGCUUGCAAUCCUUGGAGCCUGCCUUUGUCAUGGUCCUGGAAGGAGCCCCUGUUCUUGUGCCAGAAUGGCAGCAUCCACUCAUAAACUGGUUCUUCAGCUCAAAAACGAGUUGGAACUUUUGCAGAAGAGUAAAGAAGAAGCUUACACAAUGGCAGAUGCAUUCAGAAUUGCAUUUGAGCAACAAUUAAUGAGAAAAAAUGACCAGGCACUAAGAUUGACACAAAUGGAUAAAAUGUGUAAAAAAGCAACGAAACAGAUAAAUUGGAAGCACCUUAAAGAGGAUGGAGAUUCAUCACAAAGGAGUAAGAAGACCUUAGGGCAGAAACUGUUGGGUAUGUUGCCUUCAGAAAACAGUUCUAAGAGAAAUGAAAACCAGGAUGAUCCUCAAGCAGUUUUUAGGAUGCUAAUAGAUCUGUUAAAUGAUAAAGAAGAAGCACUGGCUCAUCAAAGAAAAGUUAGUUACAUGCUUGCUCGGGCACUGGAAGAAAAAGACACUACCUCAAAAGAGAAUAAAAACAAAAAUCUGAUGAAAGAGAAUUUUCUACUCAAAAACCUCUGGCCUAAAACAUCAGAAUUCUCUCUUUUACAUGAUCCUGUACAUUCAAGUGUCCAAAUUAUUAAUUCUGUGGGCUGCAUUUGUUCAAUUCAGCAACCUCAACUAGAUCCAAAUAACACAAGAACUCUUAAGAGAGCCCAUUCUUUACCAUCAGGUAUUCCUUGAAGAUGAACCCGUUGGAAUUAGAACUGAGAGAUUUCCAAAUCAAGAGACUUGGAGGCUGGGGAUGUAGUUCAGUGGUAGAGUACUUGCCUGCCAUGUUCAUGACCUUGGGUUCAAUCCCUAACACCACAAAAAAAGGCUCUGAAAGAGAAUUGUAUACAUGUUUCUACAUUUUGAGCAAUAAAUUGUGUUUUCAAUGUUAA
Molecule: messenger RNA, 2567 nt
Organism: Ictidomys tridecemlineatus (thirteen-lined ground squirrel)
Lineage: Eukaryota; Metazoa; Chordata; Mammalia; Rodentia; Sciuridae
Gene: Ccdc125
Product: coiled-coil domain containing 125
Biological process (GO): negative regulation of Rho protein signal transduction; negative regulation of cell motility
Cellular component (GO): cytoplasm
Source: RefSeq, a predicted model, not a curated record